This is a messenger RNA of Penicillium chermesinum, 2145 nucleotides long. Its product is annotated as putative serine-rich protein. The record is from RefSeq and is a predicted model, not a curated record. The coding region runs from base 1 to 2145 and encodes 714 amino acids. The transcript has a single exon. Lineage: Eukaryota; Fungi; Ascomycota; Eurotiomycetes; Eurotiales; Aspergillaceae.
AUGUCGACCCGCGUCCAUUCAACCUCGCCUCCUCCACGGAGGCGGCGAGCCUUGCAAGAGCGCAGCUCGGCGCACACCAAUGAAAGAUCCCCCACUCGGUCUCCGCACCGAGCCAUGGAACAGGAAGAUGCCGACAUCUAUACUGCGACCCCGUUUCCGACCAAGCCAGAGCAGAUCCUGCUCCCAAUUCCCGGCAAAGGCCAGCAGGAAUACAUCGCAGAUACCGGAUUCAGCUACUCGGAGGGCGGACCAUCCUGGUCACCACCAUUAGGACAUGGCGGGAGCAUGCGGAAACCGUCUAGGGCUGGAAGCUGGGACGUCUCUUCCACAGUCGACACUGGGAAUUCUCCACCGCAGCUGUGGGAUGAGGAUCCGACCUCCAGCAAGUCAUCACUACCCGAGUUCCCGUCAGCCAAACCAGAGGACUAUAGCUCUGAUAUGGAGGGGUUGGACCCGGAGUAUUCAGACGACGAGCUGGCGGUUUUGCCGACGGCGGCACCAACAAUCAAGCCCGUUCUAUCCGAACCGCCAUCGUCACCUAGCACUGCGCACGCGGAAGAGUCUGUGAUGGGUUACUCAAGCCCUAAUGUUGAGCGGAUUGGAGUCCCGUCCAGCCCUAACUUUGUCACGUUGGACAACUCCAGUGUACAAUUCUUGCCCCGAGGCCCCGCAUCCAAUGCCGACUCCGAUCUGCGCACAAACUCGCUGUCAUCGUACAACUCCCGAGGAACAGUCGUCAGACAUCCGGGUGCACAACCCUGGACGUUUGUGGCCGCUUCGUCUGAGCAACCGCCUUCCCGCUCGCCGUCAUUCCGAUCUAGCCCACCACGUUCAAGUCCCCCACGGUCCAGUCCACCAGUUCUGUCGACGACACCGCCAUUGCCUCCUGCGCGACAGUUUUCCGCGAGUCCUUCUCUCUCUGUUAGCUCUUCCUCACGUAGUCUGCGCUCCGUAUCGGAUAUUGUAGCGGCUAUUGACAAUGGCGUCUUUAUUCAAUACCCUCGGAUUCGUGAGGCUUCGUCUAGCUCUCGCGCAGAGACUUCAAUUGUGUCAGACCGUGACUUCACCCCCGGCCCGAUCUCCGGUCGUUACAAUCCUCAUCUGUCCCGUGUAUCAUCCUCGGCUUGGUCUGCCAGGGACUUCGCAGACCAGUCUCUUCCACCGCGUGAAGACCCAUCCAGUUCCGAGUCGGAACUAGUGAUCCCCCCGCCGGCCUUGCAUGCUCAGCCCAGCAAAUCGACCGUAUGGCUCGUGACCGAGUCGGAAGAAGACGAGGACGAGCGGUCCGAUAGUCUGACCAAUCUUCCCCCUCGUGGCUUCACCCAGAGCCUCUCCUCCGGCUCUCGACGCAGCAACAGUUUGGCUAGUAUCAGGCGUCCUGGUACGGGAUCCAGCACCGUUUUCCACAUUUUGCCAACCUGGGCCAGAAUCUACUAUCGCGCGGACCCGAUGAGCCUGAAUCCCGCUCUCAUUAGUCGACCAUCAUCCGCGCGCUCUGGUACCGGCAGCUCCAGCGUCUUCAACCUCAUGCCUACUCCUCUGACAAUUCCCCGCCCUCGUUCUCCUGAGCGACCGCGCUCGCCCGAGCGUCCUCGAUCUCCCGAGCGUCCUCGAUCCCCCGAACGGGUUCACUUCCCCCAAUGGACUCAACGACGCAUCGAGAGUGACCCUCGUGAUCCCCGAGCUCACUGGCAACCGGACCCAGAGGAUGAGAGCCAGGAGGUGGUGAGCUCCUCUCGCCACCGACUGCACCACAGCUGGUCUCCCCAUUUGUACAGGGACCGCCGAACUCUUCCCAACUCCCACAGUGCAUGGACGACCCCUUCUUUCGACUCGACGAUGGAACCCUUCUUUGGACGGCGGAACAUUCAGGUCUAUUCGUUCUGUAUUGGAUUUGUUUUCCCGCUCGCUUGGUUCAUUGCUGCUUUCCUUCCUCUCCCGCCGAAGCCCAUUGCUCCUGAGAUGGUCCAAUCGGACAAUGACGUGGAGAUUGCCUUGGAGACGCAGCUGAUUAGCCUUCGCCGGCGCCGAUACGAAAAUGCCCGUUGGUGGCGCAACUUGAAUCGAUGGAUGAUCUCUUUCGGAGUUGUCGUCAUUGUCCUUGUCAUCACUCUGGCUGCUAUUGGCGCUACAACGGGGUUCUAG